Messenger RNA from Pseudogymnoascus destructans, 540 nucleotides. RefSeq lists its product as uncharacterized. The record is from RefSeq and is a predicted model, not a curated record. The transcript has a single exon. Lineage: Eukaryota; Fungi; Ascomycota; Leotiomycetes; Thelebolales; Thelebolaceae. The coding region runs from base 1 to 540 and encodes 179 amino acids.
AUGACUGACUUGGACGACUUGGGCGACAAGGACGACAAGGCGACAAGGACGACAAGGCAGGGAUGCGACGUGGAUGCGACGUGGAUGCGGCCAUGUGAUGGCCGCAUCCACAUCACCCCAUCCUUCAUCCUUCAACCACCCACGCCCAAUACCACACACCCCAUCUUCACCCACCAUGCACAUAUCCUUGGCGCGAAACAGCCCCGAAACUACGCCAUGGCGGGGAAUAGAAGGUGCAAUAAUAGCUGCCUUACACCGCCCAUUCUCACUCUCACUCUCACUCUUCUCACUCUCACUCUAAUCUCACUCUACUGGGCCGGCCCAGCCUUGCGCCGUGAAGCAGUCGCACUUACGCACACCGCCGCCGGCUUGAAUAAAGCAAACCAACCCAACAAUAUAUUUUCGUCUCUUAUUUACUUACCGCUGGAUGAGUUGGGCGGGGAUUUAUAUGUAUCAACAAAACGCGGUUUAUUUAUCCAUAUUUUUAAUGUUUUCCUUACCACCGCACGCCACGAUGAGCGGUCGGCGCGAACGCGAUGA